AGGAAAAGCAAGGCCUUUUAAAAAAAGGCAAUCACAACAACUUUUGCUGCCAGGAUGCCCUUGCUUUGGCUGAGAGGAUUUCUGUUGGCGAGUUGCUGGAUUAUAGUGAGGAGUUCCCCCACCCCAGGAUCCGAGGGGCACGGCGCAGCCCCCGACUGCCCGUCCUGUGCACUGGCCACCCUCCCAAAGGAUGUACCCAACUCUCAGCCGGAGAUGGUGGAGGCCGUCAAGAAGCACAUUUUAAACAUGCUGCACUUGAAGAAGAGACCCGAAGUCACCCAGCCGGUGCCCAAGGCGGCGCUUCUGAACGCUAUCCGAAAGCUUCAUGUGGGCAAAGUGGGGGAGAACGGGUACGUAGAGAUAGAGGAUGAUAUCGGCAGGAGGGCAGAAAUGAAUGAACUCAUGGAGCAGACCUCGGAGAUCAUCACGUUCGCAGAAGCAGGCACCACCAGGAAAACGCUGCACUUUGAGAUUUCCAAAGAAGGCAGUGACCUGUCAGUGGUGGAGCGGGCCGAAGUCUGGCUCUUCCUCAAAGUCCCCAAGGCCAACAGGACCAGGACCAAAGUCACCAUCCAGCUCUUGCAGAAGCACCCCCAGGGCAACGUGGACACAGGGGAGGAGGCCGAGGAGAGGGGCUUCAUGAAGGAGAGGAACGAAGUGUUGAUAUCGGAAAAGGUGGUGGACGCGAGCAAGAGCACCUGGCACAUCUUCCCGGUGUCCAGCAGCAUCCAGCGGUUGCUGGACCAGGGCAAGAGCUCCCUGGACGUUCGGAUUGCCUGUGAGCAGUGCCACGAGACGGGCGCCAGCCUGGUGCUCCUGGGCAAGAAGAAGAAGAAGGAGGAGGAGGGGGAAGGGAAGAAGAAGGACGGAGGAGACGGAGGGGCAGGGGGAGAGGAGGACAAGGAGCAGUCCCACAGACCUUUCCUCAUGCUGCAGGCCCGCCAGUCUGAAGACCACCCCCAUCGGCGGCGGCGGCGGGGCUUGGAGUGCGACGGCAAGGUCAACAUCUGCUGUAAGAAACAGUUCUUUGUCAGUUUCAAGGACAUUGGCUGGAAUGACUGGAUCAUCGCUCCCUCCGGCUAUCACGCCAACUACUGCGAGGGUGAGUGCCCAAGCCACAUAGCAGGCACGUCGGGGUCCUCGCUCUCCUUUCACUCGACGGUCAUCAACCACUACCGCAUGCGGGGGCACAGCCCCUUCGCCAACCUCAAGUCGUGCUGUGUGCCCACCAAGCUGAGACCUAUGUCCAUGCUGUACUAUGAUGAUGGGCAGAACAUCAUCAAGAAGGACAUUCAGAACAUGAUAGUGGAGGAGUGUGGGUGCUCAUAGAGCGCCCCGCCCAGGGGGGACGGGAGCCAGAGUUGUCCAGAGAAGACAGUGGCAAAAUGAAGAAAUGUUUAAGGUUUCUGAGUUAAACAAGCAGAAAAAAAAAAAAAAAAAGAAAUUAAAAAAAAAUAAACUAAAAACAAAACCUGAAACAGAUGAAGGAAGAUGUGGAAAAAUUCCUUAGCCAGGGCUCAGAGAUGAAGCAGUGAACAAGACGGGAAUUGGGAGGGAGAGGGAGAACAGCACCCCCUUCAUUUCUUCUGAUAUCAAGGUGAUGACAUCAGUCGCUUACACGGGAGUAUUGUCUCCUCCUUUU
Molecule: messenger RNA, 1642 nt
Organism: Neomonachus schauinslandi (Hawaiian monk seal)
Lineage: Eukaryota; Metazoa; Chordata; Mammalia; Carnivora; Phocidae
Gene: INHBA
Product: inhibin subunit beta A
Exons: 2
Coding region: 55-1329 (424 amino acids)
Biological process (GO): SMAD protein signal transduction; BMP signaling pathway
Cellular component (GO): extracellular region
Molecular function (GO): growth factor activity; hormone activity; cytokine activity
Source: RefSeq, a predicted model, not a curated record